Messenger RNA from Ceratotherium simum simum (southern white rhinoceros), 1607 nucleotides. The record is from RefSeq and is a predicted model, not a curated record. Lineage: Eukaryota; Metazoa; Chordata; Mammalia; Perissodactyla; Rhinocerotidae.
UCCAGCGCGGGUCAGGGUCAGAGGUCGGGCGCCCGGUUUUUUGUGCAGGGCGAGGGGGUUGAGGGUCGGCCUGGGCACUGCCCUCACGCUCUCUCUAACCUGCAGCUCGGGCCUGGUCCAGGCCUCUCCUCCGCUCCUGCCGCCGCCGAACCCGCGGCCCGGGUCCGCCCGCAGCCAGGGCUCAGGCUAGCUGCCUUCGCUGGGCGCCCUGUCCUGGAGCCAUGGGGCCCACCUAGCCUGUGCCUACCCGGAUGUCCCGGCCCGGGGACUGCUAAUCUCGGCUGCAGGGGGAGCCCCCCCCACGCCCCCUUGCCAGCCUCAGCAGCCAGAGACCCUGGGUGAGCCCCUGGGCCAGACCUUCAGCCCAGGGCAGCCCCCCACACUCCCCUGCCCCCGCCUCCCUCCCCCUCCUCCGCCCCUUCCUCCUCCUCCUAGGACUGGACCCGAGAAGCCGCUGUGGCCACUGGGGGGGGCCCUGCCCCCCCAGCUCUCACCGGCCGCCCCCAGGAGUCCACGGGGCGGCCAGAGGCCUCACCAGGCCUGGCAGGACCAGGAUGCUGCCCCCUCUCCUCACCCCCGGCCCCACCCAAUGCCCCCACCCACCCAAACACCCAGUCUGACUGGAGACAGCCGGAUGCCGGCUGACCCUGGGCCCGAGGCGGGCAGUGGCUGGCCAGGCCUCCUCAUGUCCUGCCUGAAGGGCCCCCAUGUCAUCCUCAAAAUGGAGGCCAUGAAGAUUGUCCACCCGGAGAAGUUCCCUGAGCUGCAGGCGGCCACCCCCUGCUUCCCACCUGCACCCCGGCCCACCCCCGCUCUGGCACCUAAGCGCGCCUGGCCCUCAGACACAGAGAUCAUCGUCAACCAGGCAUGUGGGGGGGACAUGCCUGCCUUGGAAGGGGCGCCCCGCACCCCACCCCUGCCCCGUCGGCCCCGCAAGGGCAGCGCAGAGCUGGGCUUCCCCCGCGUGGCGCCAGCAGACGAGGUCAUCGUGAAUCAGUACGUGAUUAGGCCUGGCCCUGCCGCCUCUGGGGCCCCCACCGCAGCAGCACCAGCUGCGGGUGAGCCCCUGGAGUGCCCCACCUGCGGGCACACAUACAACGUCACCCAGCGGCGGCCCCGCGUGCUGUCCUGCCUGCACUCUGUGUGUGAGCAGUGCCUGCAGAUCCUCUACGAGUCCUGCCCCAAGUACAAGUUCAUCUCCUGCCCCACCUGCCGCCGCGAGACUGUGCUCUUCACUGACUACGGCCUGGCUGCGCUGGCUGUCAACACGUCCAUCUUGAGCCGCCUGCCACCCGAGGCGCUGACUGCCCCAUCCGGGGGUCAGUGGGGGGGUGAGCCUGAGGGCAGCUGCUACCAGACCUUCCGGCAGUACUGUGGGGCCGCAUGCACCUGCCACGUGCGGAACCCGCUGUCCGCCUGCUCCAUCAUGUAGCACCCGCCCACCGCCUGCCACCGCCUGCCCGUUCUCACUCACCGCUUCGUCAGGGACCCGGCCCUGCCCUGUCGCCCGCUGACCCCUCGCCCACCACAGCUUUUGGCCCCUACCCGUGUGGCAUUGUCGCUGCAGCCAACUUUGCCAUUAAAACUCUUUGCCAAAGUUUGCACCU